This is a messenger RNA of Suillus clintonianus, 671 nucleotides long. Its product is annotated as carbonic anhydrase. Gene Ontology annotation, molecular function: zinc ion binding; carbonate dehydratase activity. The transcript has 4 exons. Gene Ontology annotation, biological process: carbon utilization; cellular response to carbon dioxide; cellular response to oxidative stress. Lineage: Eukaryota; Fungi; Basidiomycota; Agaricomycetes; Boletales; Suillaceae. The record is from RefSeq and is a predicted model, not a curated record. The coding region runs from base 35 to 571 and encodes 178 amino acids.
AGACUAUCCCGAUUUCUUUGAGGACUCGGCUACAAUGCCCCAGAAGCCCAAGGUCCUUUGGAUUGGCUGCUCUGACUCGCGAGUGCCGGCCUCUGUCGUCACAGCGUCCAUGCCUGGUACUAUCUUUGCACACACAAACAUCGCCAACCAAUUCCACAUCUUCGACGACAACGCUCACUCCGUUCUAGGCUAUGCUGUCAAGGAGGUCGGCGUCGAGCACGUUGUCCUCGUCGGUCACAGCGUCUGUGGAGGUGCCAAAGCCGCCAUAGCUGCUGCCGCCCACCCCGACUUGCCCAGUCCCGACCCACUCACGCGCUGGUUGACUCCCCUCACCCAACUCGUUCGAACCCUCGACCUUUCUGAAUUAUCUGAGAGUGAGGCAGUUGACAAGGUCGUUGAAGCCAACAUCGUUAAGCAGGUUGACAAUAUUUGCAAGUCGGAGCCAAUUGUCACUGCGUGGGCAAACCCGGGUGCGAAGAAAGUCUCUGUCCACGGGUGGGUAUACGAUCUCGCUACGGGACGCAUCAGAGAGCUCUUCUCCCGACACCCACCGGCGUGUGUGUGUUCUUGAUAGUAGUACAAGCACCGGGCCUUGCGACAAUUACCCUCUUGAUGCAUUAUUUGUACAAAUAAGUUAUAUAUGAACGUUUAAGGUGUGACCGAUCUAUGCG